Lagopus muta (rock ptarmigan) is the source of this 972-nucleotide messenger RNA. Its product is annotated as interferon lambda-3. Gene Ontology annotation, molecular function: cytokine activity. The transcript has 5 exons. Gene Ontology annotation, biological process: defense response to virus; positive regulation of immune response; cell surface receptor signaling pathway via JAK-STAT. The record is from RefSeq and is a predicted model, not a curated record. Lineage: Eukaryota; Metazoa; Chordata; Aves; Galliformes; Phasianidae. Bases 1 to 561 code for a protein of 186 amino acids.
AUGGUAUGCUACGGGGUCACUAUGAUAUUGGUGGGGACCCUGGGGGCCCUCAUAGCAGAUGCGUUCCCUCGGGUCACCCCAAAGAAGAGCUGCAGCCUCUCCAAGUACCAGUUCCCUGCACCUUCGGAGUUGAAGGCAGUGCAGAGGAUGAAGGAGCAGUUUGAAGACAUCAUGCUAUUAACAAACCGAAAAUGCAACACCAGACUCUUCCAUCGGAAGUGGAACACGGCUGAGCUGUCGGUACCUGACCGGAUCGCCCUGGUGAAGGCUGAGCUGGACCUCACCAUCACCAUGCUCACAAACCCCACAACGCAGAGGAUGGCUGAGACGUGCCAACAGCCCCUGGCUUUCCUUACCCAAGUCCGGCGGGACCUGCGAGACUGCUUGGCCCUCGAAGCGCCUUCACAUCAGCCCUCUGGGAAACUGAGGCACUGGCUGCAGAAGCUGGAGACAGCCAAGAAGAAGGAGACCGCCGGCUGCCUGGAGGCCUCGGCCAUCCUCCACAUCUUCCAAAUCCUGAACGACCUGCGGUGCGCAGCCCAGCGCGAGGACUGCACUUAGCCCUGCCGCCCCUGAGCACCGGGUGCUCUCACGCUGCUUUAUGGAACUGCUUGGCUGUAUUUUCCUAUUUGUCUCAUUGAUGUGAGCUUAGGGAGCAAUUUUGUAACAGUCUUUUAAAUUAUUGUGGGUUUUGUGGGGGUUUUUUGUACCAUGUAUUUAUAAGUAUUUAAGAUGUAAAGAAAUGCGCUUCUUGAAAGGUACUGCUCAGUGAGGAUGAGCAUCUUUGUAUCUUUGUUUUGCUGGUUUUCAAAACACUGUUUUUAAGAGUUCUAUUUUCUGUACUCGCUAUUUAUUACACACUGUGUUACAUAUAUUUACUUGUAUAGAUAAUUUAUUUUUACAUGCUAUUUAACAUGAAAAAGAAAAUAAAUACGUUAAACUGACAAGCUGCCGUCAUGUUUUCACAAUGUC